AAACAAUCGCCGGUUUUAAUUGGGUAUCUGGUAUCUUGAUUCAACGAAGAAACUAAAAGGAUAAAAAAGACAAAAGACAAGACUUUCUAGCUUUUUUUAUAUAACGUGACAACUACAGAACACGUUUAAAAAGGUGACAACCUUGUUUGGAACUUGGAAUCGACAGAUGACAGUAGUAAAUACAAAGUGACACGUGUGGGUGGGGAUGACACAAUAUUACGAUUACGAUCCUCGGCGCUGUUGUGGUUUUGGUGUUUAUUUUCAUGUUUGUGUUUAUUACCAUUAAAUUUUUUAGUAAAGAAAUAUUUAUAGGGUCUAUCGAAGCACCUCUAUUGAAACUUCAAGUUCCAAAUUACCUGUAUAUAAGUCAUAUAACUCCCGACUUUUUGAGCAACAAACCUAAGUGGUGCUACCAAUAGUCGAGAGAAUGGUUCGCAAACGAUGUAACAAACGGAAGAAAAAUUCAUGAAUAAAUUGAGUGAUGGAUUUGGCUCUAAAUAAGGAAAAUGUGACAACCUUACUCAUUGAUACUGAUUCCAAAACCCUUGCUGCUGGUGUCAUUCCUGAAAACCCAGAUGAUGGACCUGAAUGUGGUAAAAUAGAUAUAAGUUAUAAGGGAAAGCUGUCCCAACAAAAUAUUUUAGAUAAGGCCUUCUCGAUUGAUGAAAAUGAUCUUGCUACCCCUUUAGAACCCACCCAAGUUGAUUCGUUUCCAGCAUUCACUUGCAACGGACCGAUCAAUGAUGAGAUUACGUCAGACAGCAUUUCUGAUGAAGAUGUCAUCGAAGAAGAAAACGACCUGGACGAUAAAACUCAGACAGAAUCUGCGGAAACAUUACCAUUGUCAAGAUCGAUGGAAAGGAUUAGCUCAGAUGACCUCUCCCAAUUCUGUGCAGGACCUUGUACUGACAUUACCCCAGAGAAUAUCUCUGAAGAACACAAACAGACGGAACCGAUAUUAAAUUUGGCAACGUCAAGAUUGAGGAAAAGUAAGAGCUCCGAUGAUCUCAAUCAAUUAUUUAAAACUUCUCUCGAAGAGAGUAUUAUAGAACACAGCCCUACUGAUCUAGAAAGACAUGCAGAUGUUGAAACAUUGACGGAAACAUUUGAAGACAUUACUUUAAUUCAUAGACCAAUCCUUCGAAAGAAUUUGACAAAAGAUGACGACGUUGCGUCAUUCUGCUUAUAUGACAGUAAAAAACAUGUUUCUUUUCCUGCCGAUGACGAGAUGUUGGUUAGUUUCCGUGAUGCAAAUGAUUUCGAAAUAUGUCAAAUUACUGAAGAGAUGUCUGCCGAAGAAAUUACACGGUUGUAUCAGGAAUCGUGUAUCAAGCACAAAACAAUUGAAUUAGACACCAUACGCCAUCAAAUAAUGGAAAUCAAACACAACUUAAAUCACUCAGCCGUACUUAAACUAAGUUCAGUCAAUAUAACGGCUGAAGUAAACGACACUUUAGAAGAUUUAUUCAGAGUUACCAACUUCAGUAGUCUCAGUCUCGUUGACUGCAAGUUUAACGCAGAAACUAUGAAUGAAUUUUUGAAUAUGCUAGAGUAUUAUGAUUCUGUGUGUCAUCUGGAAUUGGAGAUGAAUUUCCAAGAUGAAGAUGUGUGGAAAUGUUUCUGUUCUGCGUGUAGUAACAUUUCCGUUUUGGAGUCUUUGUCUUUGAAAAAGAUGACUAUAAAUGAGUCUUAUAUGAGGUUUCUCCUCAGGGCUGUUAAAACCAACAACCACAUUACCACUCUAAAAUUUGAUGGUUGUGUGCUAGCUAAAUUGCCUAGUUUUUAUUUAGUGGAAAAUUUAAUGAUCAAUCGAACAAUUCAAGAAUUGUACCUGCCGUCUACUGGUCUCUACACAAAAGAGGCUGACUGUCUUUCCCGUUUCUUAUCUAUCAAUAGAUUCUUAAAAGUUCUAGAUAUCAGUAAUAAUUUUAUUGGAGAUAGGGGGCUGGAAUCUCUAUCCAAAGGACUUUGCACACAAAACCAACCAGACGUUGGAAUUUCGGCCCUUAGUAUUUACAAUAACCAACUUACAGAAAAAAGCGGACCAAUUAUAGGCAAUAUUAUAGAAAAGUGUAGAAACCUACAUACAUUUAAUGUUGGUUACAACAACUUGACUGACGCAGUACUUAAGCAUAUAAAUCUUAGUUUGCCGUUAACGAAAUCCCUAGAAGGUUUAGGAUUACAAUGUACAUUAUUGACAUGCAAAGGAGUAUACGAACUUGCAGCAGCUAUACCAAAUAAUACAACUCUUAGGAAAAUUAAUCUGAAAGGAAAUAAAGCGAUCCAGGUAAAUGGAGUCGAAAAACUCUGCCAGGCUUUAACCAAUUCUAAGAUAAAUAAAAUUGAAAUUGAUGAAAACAACAGGUCUUGCAGUGAUCCGGAAGCAUACUCCCAGCUGGUAAAAAAACUGUCCGCCAUAUGUACUGUCAACAAAUCAUUUAUAAAUGAGGAACAAGACGUACCCGAUACUCAUAUUAUAUCUCGUAAAAUGUCCCUAAAUUGCGAACCAAGAUACACUGUGCCGGAAUCGACUAGCUUAUUCCAUGUAGGUUCUUCUCGACUUUCGCCAAUCCCAUCUCCUGUAUCCAGUCCAUCGCCCAAAAGUCGCUUUCAUAUAGUGAAAGUUAGCGAAACGGGUGGAGAAGGCCAUGCGACUUCUGCGAGCACUAGUCAUAGUCCUAGCCCUAGUUCGAGAUCAAAAUCCAGAUUCCAAGUAACUAGAGUACCUCAAUCACCAGACGAAGAUGUCUCAUUAGGCAGAUUCGCCAACGUCCGCAGCAGUGUAUCUUCCAAUGAUAGCAUGGAUUCUCUUACUACGUUGCAUUUAGAUAGUGAUAGUGAAUAACAUUUAUUAUUGUUUGAUGUUAUUUGUAUCAUUAUUGUUGUUUUCUGAGGUAUUACUAGGAUAAGUGUCGUGUUACACCGAACACGCUGAAAACUAUUGCUUUUUAAAUUUUCUCAAAUGUUUGCAUUUAUGAGAUAUAUUUUUCAGUAAUUCCUAAACAUUUAAUUAAUUAACGGCAUGCAACAUCUCAAUACAAUAUAGUGUUCAUCGACCAAAACUAGGCAAACAACUUUAAAAAAAUAUUAAUAUGCUAGUAUUAAAUUGCAACCAACAAUAAGGACAUUGAUAAAAGGGUGCAAUCUACAAUAUAUAGAGAUAUUAGGUUUGUUCGUGCAACGGUCAGUAACCGUUGCCAACUAUCAGAUGCAUGCGCGUUCGUACUCCAUGAACGCUAACUGUUAACUGCGCAUCGCUAACUGUUAACUGCGCAUGCGUCUGAUCAUUGGCAACGGUUGCUGAUCGUUGCACGAACAAACCUAUGAUCAUUUGAAAAUUAUCGUUUUAUUUACUUUUUAUAUUUUUUUUUGUUUUUCCAAAAAACAAAGGUUGGAUUAAUUUUAGUUUUAACAAGGUAAGAAAAUGUUUUAACGUAAAAUUUUAAUGCUACAAUUUUAAUCUUUUGUUUGCAUUUUUUUCUGAAAAUUUAUAUUUUUAACUUUAAAAUUGUGGCCAAUGUACUUGAGAAUUCCGAACUUUUUAGCAAAGUCUACUUUUUUCAUUUUGGGAUUCUCCUUUACAUAUUUAUUGAUUUUUCAUGUGUGUACUAAACUAAAAUCACAAUAAAGAUGCACUAGAAAUAAACAAACCAAAACUCGUUCAAUGUUACGAGGAGCACUUGCGAAUCAUGAUUUACAAUGUAUAAACUAGUGAUGUAACGAAUGUCAUUUUUUGAACAUUCGCGAAUACGAAUGCGAAUGCGAAUAUCUGCUACCGACAUUCGCGAAUGCGGAUGCGAAUGCGAAUGUCCAGUUUUUUAAUAAUUUGUUUCUAUUUUUGUAAUGUUUCCUAAAUUUAUAAUGAAAAGUUAAUUGGUAUUUAGUGUAAAUCAAUCUGAAUCUUAAUCUUUAUCACAUAAUACCAAAUAAUAAAAUAAAGUGAAAGCUGAUAAUGUGAUUAUUCGAGGUUAAGUUACCUUUUCUUAAUAAAAAAAAGUUGAGAAGUGAAUAGAUUUUGAUUUUAUUAACCUAAUAUUAUCUUCAAAUGAUUUUUUUUCUGAUAUUCACAUUCGCUAAACAUUCGCACAAACUUCGCGAAUGCGGAUGCGAAUGCGAAUAUGCAAAAUAUGCGAAUAUUCGCGAAUGCGAAUGCGAAUACGAAUAUUCGUUACAUCACUAGUAUAAACUGUGUAUAACAUGAUUGUUGAUUGACAAUGUAUAUACAUUGUAAAUUAUGAUUUGGGAGUGCUCUGCGUAACAUCCAACGUGCCUUGGUUUGUUUAUUUCUAGUUCAUCUUUAUUGUGAUUGUGAUUGUAGUAUAGAGACAUAUGAAUUAUUGUGAAAUUGAGUGUGACUAAUUGAUAGUACAUAUUAUAUAUAAAGGUUAUAAUUUGACAAAAUUCGUUAAACGAAGGCAAAUAAUACUUUUUAUUUAUAUGUUACAUAAAAUAAAUAAUACUUUUUAUUUAUAUUUUACAAUGGUUGAAAAUUCGUUAUAAAAAGGUUUUUUAUUCCGUUUUAGUAAGGGUUGUUAUAUUAAGAGUACACUAUAAUAGGAACAUAUUGUAUGUCCUCAGCUAGCUCGCAAAAAUGUGGUACUUUAUACAAUCUAAAAGUUUUAAUAUAAUUAUGUUUAUUUUUUUAUGUUAAUAAUCAUCAUAUUGAAGACCUAAAAAGAAGUACAAAAAAUUGUUUAAUAGAAAAAACUAAACAUCAUCUUAAAAUUCUUGUAGCCUUUGACAACGGUGACGUUUGUGAACAAGUGACGUCACACAAUUUUGUUGCUGUUCGUUUUUUACAUGACUUACACUUUGACCAGAAUAGGGCCUUUCAUCGAUUGUCAUUUGUUUCGAGCUUCUGUCAGAUGUUGUAUAAUCUGUGUAUAAUAUUAAUAUACACAGAUUAUACGACAUAUGACAGAAGCUUGAAACAAAUGACUGUGAAUGAAAAGCCCUAUAGGAAUAGACGCGAGCUUCGUGAAAAAUGUGAGAAGCGAUGUAGAAUUCCUUUGGGGCUUAAAUUACAGAGUUGCCUCGGUUCUUAGAAAUAUUGACUGAUUUCUUUUGAAAUGUCGUUUACAUGAAUCAUUGUUUAUAACGAGUUGCAUGUAGUUAUUUAAUAUUUGUAAGUUUUAAAUGGUUAUUUAAAAAUGUUCGGUUACUAUGAGUUCUUUAUCAUCAUCAUCAAUGGUGCUACAGCCCUAUGAAAGAGCCUCGACCUUCCCAAGUCUAUUACGCCAGUCAGUCAUAUCCAUUGCCAACCGUUGCCAGUUUGCUGCGCCUAUUUUUCUCCCAUCAUCUACGCCAUCUUUCCAUCUAAGUUUUGGCCUACCCCUAUUUCUACUUCCCACAGGUUGUGACAUAAGGAUUCUUCUAGGAGGGUUGUUCUGCUGUGAUCUUGUAAGAUGUCCUGCCCAUCUUAGUCUUCCUAUUCUUAUAAGAGAUACUACGUCUUUACCACCAAAUUUUUGUUUAUAUCUG
Molecule: messenger RNA, 5481 nt
Organism: Diabrotica virgifera virgifera (western corn rootworm)
Lineage: Eukaryota; Metazoa; Arthropoda; Insecta; Coleoptera; Chrysomelidae
Product: protein phosphatase 1 regulatory subunit 37-like
Exons: 12
Coding region: 482-2845 (787 amino acids)
Molecular function (GO): protein binding
Source: RefSeq, a predicted model, not a curated record